Messenger RNA from Poecilia latipinna (sailfin molly), 2788 nucleotides. RefSeq names its product ubiquitin carboxyl-terminal hydrolase 34-like. The annotation marks the transcript as partial. NCBI's taxonomy places the organism in Eukaryota, Metazoa, Chordata, Actinopteri, Cyprinodontiformes, Poeciliidae. The record is from RefSeq and is a predicted model, not a curated record. The transcript is spliced from 14 exons.
CACGGAAACUCCCGAACUACCUACAUGCUGUAUCGACCCCCCUCCCCUCCUUUUUCAACAUGGCUGCAGAGUCUUCUCCCAACUAACGCUCAGAUUGGUGACUGUGUCGGUUUCUACCUUUCAGUGCCUCUUACCUUUUCGGUGUUCAUCAUCUUCACUCGGAUGCAAAGCACGUCUUCCGCCCCGCUGUUUGAUUUCAUUGAGUGGAGUAACCUUCACCAAUCACUCCCUGCACUGGGCCUCUUUUUUUUUUAUCUCCAAAACAACUAACAACAGUUUUCAGUGCAAUGGUUUGAGUAAGCACAGUCAGUUGCCCUCUUCAUGAACAAUGUGUGAAAACUGCGCCGAGCUGGUGGAGGUUUUAAAUGAAUUAUCUGAUGCAGACGGCAGUGAAGGAGGCUUCCAGCUGAAGAAGGAACAUGCGUUGCGAGUGCUGGGCUACAUCAGCUCCUGGUCUCAGAGGCAAUGUCUGUGCUGCUUCAAAGAGUACAAGCACUUGGAGGUUUUUAAUCAGCUGGUGUACGCCCUCAUAAACCUGGUCAUCACUCAGAUCAACAGCCUGAGAAACCAGCUUUGCAGCGCCCAGAACCUCACGCACAAAGGGUCUGGGACCGAAGAGGGCAGGCCCGACUGGGCCGCCGGAGAGUCUGCACCCGGCUCGCUCCCCCAGCCGGCCUCCCCCGGCGAGGACGAACCCGUCAAUGUGGAAAGGGACUCUGCUGAAGAGGACGCCAACACACCCGACCCAAACCAGAAGAAGACUCAGAGCCACGAGCAGGACACAAUUCGGCCAGAUGGAGGCCAAGCGAACCCGCUGGGACCUCUGGACGGUGGCAGCGAGUCUGGGAAUGGGGAGAACUCUGCUGGAGGCGGAGGCGACAACCUGGACCCCUUCAGCUCUUGGACCACAGAGGAGAAAGAAAAACUGCUGCUGUGUGCGGCCAAGAUUUUUCAGAUCCAGUUUCCUCUCUACACGGCCUACAAACACAACACGCACCCCACCAUAGAGGACAUAUCUGCUCAUGAAAGCAACAUCCUGGGCUCCUUCUGCGACAUGAAUGACGUGGAGGUGCCGCUUCACCUCCUUCGCUACGUCUGUCUGUUUUGUGGGAAACACGGCCUCUCCCUGAUGAAGGAAUGCUUUGAGCUGGGCACACCAGAGAGCCUCCCCUUCCCCAUCGCUCAUGCCUUUAUCACAAUUGUCUCAAAUAUACGAAUAUGGUUGCACAUUCCUGCAGUUAUGCAGCACAUCAUACCCUUCCGCACCUAUGUAAUACGGUACCUGUGUAAGCUAUCCGACCAGGAGCUGCGCCAAAGCGCCGCCCGCAACAUGGCCGACCUGAUGUGGAGCACGGUGAAGGAGCCGCUGGACAGCGCGCUGUGCUUCGACAAGGAGAGCCUGGACCUCGCCUUCAAGUACUUCAUGUCUCCCACUCUCACCAUGCGGUUAGCCGGACUCAGCCAAAUCACGAACCAGCUCCACACAUUUAACGACGUGUGCAACAACGAGUCGCUGGUGUCUGACACAGAAACGUCCAUAGCAAAGGAGCUAGCAGACUGGCUAAUCCACAACAACGUGGUGGAGCACAUAUUCGGACCCAAUUUGCACAUUGAGAUCAUUAAGCAGUGCCAAGUGAUCCUGAACUUCUUGGCUGCGGAGGGCCGGCUCAGCACGCAGCAUAUAGACUGUAUCUGGGCUGCAGCUCAGUUGAAACACUGCAGCCGCUACAUCCAUGACCUUUUCCCGUCGUUAAUAAAGAACCUGGACCCAGUGCCUCUCCGUCACGUCCUGAACCUGGUGUCGGGCCUGCAUCCCAGCGCCCACACUGAGCAGACGUUGUACCUGGCCUCCAUGCUGAUAAAGGCUCUGUGGAACAACGCUCUUGCAGCCAAGGCCCAGCUCUCCAAACAGAGCUCUUUUGCUUCGCUGCUGAACACCAACCUCCCCAUGGGGAACAAGAAAGGCUCUCCGGCUGCCAGUCCGGACAGCAGCGAUAACAGCGACACGCAGCACAGCGGCGGCAGCGACAUGGAGAUGGACGAUCAGAUGAUGGUGCCCAGCAACAAGAGGAGCCAGCAGCGGCUCUCAGAUACCGAGGAGUCGAUGCAGGGAAGCUCCGACGAGACGGCCAACAGCGUGGAGGAGGGCAGCAGCGGCCCCGGCAGCAGCAGCGGGCGCAGCGAGGCCUCCAGCAACGAGGCCGCCUCCAGCCGCGCCAGCCAAUCAGCCGGCAGCCCCGGCAGCGAGCUGCACUCUGACGACAUGGCCGACAGCGAGGCCCUGAAGGAGGAGGAGGAGGAGGACGAGGAGGAGGAUGAGGAGGAGGACGAGGACGACGACGAGGAAGACGACGACGAAGGGAACGCGUCCAACGCCGAGGACGGGCAGCAGAAGGAGGGGCACACCGAGACGAGGAAGAGGAAGGCCGGGGAGGCGCUCGGCGAGGGGUCGGCUCACGGCGUGGGCCCCAUCGGGUCAGGGGGAGGAGCCAAAACCAAAGUCCUCCAGUUCAGCCCGGAGACGUCCGCUGUCAUGGUAACGGCGGCGUCGACUUCUUUAGAGGGCCGGUUGCGGCUGCUGGAUGCUUGCUCUUCGUCGUCAUCGGUGCGGGCCGAGGCGAUGGAGCCCCAGCAGCAGCCGGAGGACAUCAGCCCGUCUCAGAUGGGCCAGGGGCCCCAGGAGCCGCCCUGCCUGCCCAGGCCGGGGGACUUCCUGGGAGAGGCCAUGAGCAGCGAGCUGUUCAACUGCCGCCGGUUCAUCGGCCCGCAGCACCACCACCACCACCAC